AUGGCUGACGAUACAGUGAAAGUUACUGGUGGUGCUGAAGUACCCGAUGUGAGUCCAGGAGCUGGUUUUCAAGUAUUUGUUGAUAUGGCUAAUUUGCAUAAUAAAUUAAAAUUACUUAAUUAUGAUGACGAAUACGUUAUGAAAUGGAGAAUGAAACCAAUAUCACGAAUUCAUUUCUCUGUGACAACUAAUCCAGGAGAUCAGCUGCACGCCUUUAUUGCUCUUUCAGCAUGGCUUUUUCAAAAAGGUGGUAUUCGGUUUGAAAAGCCAAGCGAGGAUGAUGACCAGAGUGUCUUACUUCAAAAUAUUAUCGCCCAAUUUAAGAAACUGGGUCAUGAUAUAACCAUCAGUGCGAAUAAACUUCGAUCGGGUUCUGGUGAAUCUGUUGUCUAUAUUCUAAAUCGACUUGCUGAUGAUGCACUUAAGAAAAUUAGUUUCACUUGGCGAUUACCUGAGAAACCUGAUGAAUUACCAGAUGCUGAUGAUUCAGGUCCUAAAGAUGACGACAAUGAAAUUGAUGUGAAUAAAAUUGACGAAGAAAUGUUUAAUAGGGAUACAGAUGCCGAUGAGUAUGAAGAAGAUGAAGCUAUACUCAAUAUGGAAGCUUUAACUAAAUUAGGUUUAAAAUCAAGUUCAGUGGGAGCUGCUGCAAUGUCUGAACCUGAAGUUCGACCUGAACUAAUUAUGGAAUCGACAACAGAUGCAACAGAAUGGAAAUUAGAAGUUGAACGUGUAUUACCACAACUUAAAGUAACAUUUAAAGCAGAAAAUAAAGAUUGGCGUGCACGACAAGAACAACGUUUAACGUAUAAAUCUCAAAUUGCUACUUCACUUAAAGAUGCUGAACAAAUGUUAACAAGAUUUCAUACAGAUAUUGCUAAAUCAUUAGAAAAAAUUACGACUCGUGAGCAAUAUAUUAAUUCUCAAUUGAAUGAUCAUGUUCAUGAAUUUCAUCAACAACAAGAUUUAUUAGCACAAGCUAAGCAACAUUAUCGGCACAUUUCAUCGGGUAUAACAGAAAAAUCUCAACAGCUAACUCAAAUUACAGCCGAGUUAUCACAAAUUAAAGAAGAAAUGGAAGAGACUGGACAAAAUGUUACAGAUGGAGGUCCGUUGGUUAAAAUCAAGAAAGCUAUUGAAGAAUUAAAUCGUGAUAUAAUUCGUGUUGAUGUUCGUAUAGCUGUACUCGAACAUACUCUUAUGCAAUCAAAAGUACGUGAAAAAGAAGAAGCCAAUGAUGAAAAAGCUGAUUAUCUACUCAAUGAACUAGAAUUUGAUUAA
This is a messenger RNA of Rotaria socialis, 1281 nucleotides long. NCBI's taxonomy places the organism in Eukaryota, Metazoa, Rotifera, Eurotatoria, Philodinida, Philodinidae. The record is from the annotation of a GenBank genome assembly.